GAUUUCCCAGUCUAGAACUGGUAUCUAGAUCACUAUGGCAACUGGCCAGAGGUUGAUGAGAGCGAUUCCAGUUUCUGAAUUUGGUGGACCAGAAGUGCUGAAACUCCAGUCGGAUGUUGUUGUACCGAUUCCAGAAGAACAUCAGGUUCUAAUCAAAGUGCCAGCCUGUGGUGUGGACCCAGUGGACACAUAUAUUCGCUCUGGUACCUACAGUGGGAAACCGCGCCUCCCCGCUACUCCUGGUGUAGAUGUGGCUGGGCUGAUAGAAGCUGUUGGAGAGCGUGUAUCUGCUUUCAAGAAAGGUGACAGAGUCUUCACCACCAGCACGGUCUUGGGCGGCUCUGCCGAGUACAAGCUGGCCGCCGAUCACACCGUUUACAAGCUGCCGGAGAAGCUGGACUUCCAGCAAGGAGCUGCCAUCGGGGUCCUGUACUUCACGGCCUAUCCCGCUCUGCUCCACAGCGCCUCCGCGAAAGCUGGAGAAAGUGUUCUGGUUCACGGAGCUAGUGGAGGAGAUGGACUAGCAGUGUGCCAGAUUGCUAGAGCUUAUGGCUUAAAGGGUUUGGGCACGGCCGCUACUGAGGAAGGACAAAGGGUUGUUUUGCAAAAUGGAGCCCAUGAAGUGUUUAAUCACAGAGAAGAUAAUUAUAUUGAUAAAAUUCAGAAAUCUGUUGGUGAAAAAGGAAUUGAUGUGAUUAUUGAAAUGUUAGCUAAUGUAAAUCUUAGCAACGAUUUGAACCUUUUGUCCCAAGGAGGACGAGUAAUAAUUGUUGGCAGCAAAGGUCCUAUUGAAAUAAAUCCACGGGACACCAUGGCAAAGGAAUCUAGCAUAAAAGGAGUUACUCUCUUUUCAUCAACCAAGGAGGAAUUUCAGCAGUUUGCAGCAGCCUUUCAAGCUGGAAUGGAAAUCGGUUGGUUGAGACCUGUAAUAGGUUCUCAGUAUCCGUUGAAGAAGGUGUCCCAGGCUCAUGAAGAUCUCAUUCACAGCAGUGGCGCUACUGGAAAAAUGGUUCUUCUCUUAAAAUGAUUACUCCUUUCAUGGAUUUCCUAUUAGAAGUUUCUUACAGUAUCUUU
Molecule: messenger RNA, 1074 nt
Organism: Camelus dromedarius (Arabian camel)
Lineage: Eukaryota; Metazoa; Chordata; Mammalia; Artiodactyla; Camelidae
Product: quinone oxidoreductase
Exons: 1
Coding region: 35-1027 (330 amino acids)
Cellular component (GO): cytosol
Molecular function (GO): quinone reductase (NADPH) activity; zinc ion binding; mRNA 3'-UTR binding
Source: RefSeq, a predicted model, not a curated record